AUGACUACGCAACAUCUCCCCCACGGCGCCGAGUCUUCCUAUGACUACAUCGUUGUUGGCGGCGGCACUGCCGGUUGUGUCGUUGCGUCUCGUCUCGCCAGCUACCUCCCGGAGCGCAAGGUGCUCCUGAUCGAGGCUGGGCCUUCCGACUUCAACCUCAACCAAGUGCUGGAUCUUCGCCAAUGGCUGUCUCUGCUCGGCGGCGAACUCGACUAUGACUACGGCACGGUCGAGCAACCCAUGGGCAACUCCCACAUCCGCCACUCUCGCGCCAAGGUGCUCGGAGGCUGCUCCUCUCACAACACCCUCAUCUCCUUCCUCCCCUUCCGCCACGACAUGGAUCGUUGGGUUGCCCAAGGCUGCGUGGGUUGGACGUUCGAGGCCAUGAUGCGCUGUGCCGAAAAGCUGCGCAACACGUUCCAGCCAGUCCAUGCCCGCCAUCGUAACCAGCUCUGCAAGGACUGGGUCACGGCCUGCUCCAACGCCUUUGACAUUCCCAUCAUUCCCGACUUCAACGAGGAGAUCCGCUCCAAAGGCCAGCUGACCCAGGGCGCCGGCUUCUUCUCCAUCUCCUACAACCCGGACAACGGCUACCGUAGCAGCGCCUCCGUGGCCUACAUUCACCCCAUCCUCCGGGGCCAGGAGCGCCGACCAAACCUGACCGUCCUCACCAAGGCCUGGGUCCACCGCAUCGUGGUGGAGGACGACGUUGCCACGGGCGUCUCCAUCUACACCGCCGGGGGCCAGAAGGUGCUUCUCAAGCCCCGAAAGGAAGUCAUCCUGUCGGCCGGUGCCGUCGACACGCCCCGUCUCAUGCUCCACUCCGGGCUGGGCCCGCGCACCCAGCUCGAGAGCCUGGGACUGGAAGUCGUCAAGGAUAUCCCCGGCGUCGGCGAGAACCUGAUCGACCAUCCCGAGACCAUCAUCAUGUGGGAGCUUUCGAAGCCGGUCCCCGCCAACCAGACGACCAUGGACUCUGACGCCGGCGUGUUCCUUCGUCGCGAACCCACCGACGCUGCUGGGGGCGAUGGUGACGCGGCCGACAUCAUGAUGCACUGCUACCAGAUCCCAUUCUGCCUCAACACGGCGCGCCUGGGAUACCCCGUCAUCCAGGACGGCUACGCCUUCUGCAUGACCCCCAACAUCCCCCGCGCGCGGUCCCGUGGCCGUGUCUUCCUCACGUCAGCCGACCCGGCCGUCAAACCCGCCCUGGAUUUCCGCUACUUCACAGACCCCGAAGGUUAUGACGCCGCGACGCUGGUUGCCGGCAUCAAGGCCGCCCGCAAGAUCGCGCAGCAAAGCCCCUUCAAAGAAUGGCUCAAGGAGGAAGUGGCCCCCGGGCCCAAGGUCCAGACUGACGAGGAAAUCAGCGAGUACGCCCGUCGCGUCGCCCACACCGUCUACCAUCCUGCCGGAACCACCAAGAUGGGCGACGUGGGCAAGGAUGAACUCGCCGUGGUCGAUUCCCAGCUCAAGGUUCGCGGCAUCAAGAACCUGCGCGUCGCCGAUGCCGGCAUCUUCCCCGAGAUGACCACCAUCAACCCCAUGAUCACAGUGCUGUGCAUUGGGGAGCGUGCGGCUGAGCUGAUAGCCGGCGAGGAAGGAUGGAAGCCCGACGCCAAGCCGGCCAGACUCUGA
This is a messenger RNA of Ustilaginoidea virens, 1638 nucleotides long. RefSeq lists its product as uncharacterized. Gene Ontology annotation, molecular function: flavin adenine dinucleotide binding; oxidoreductase activity, acting on CH-OH group of donors. Bases 1 to 1638 code for a protein of 545 amino acids. The transcript has a single exon. The record is from RefSeq and is a predicted model, not a curated record. Lineage: Eukaryota; Fungi; Ascomycota; Sordariomycetes; Hypocreales; Clavicipitaceae.